AUGUCCCACUCCCCUGUACCCAGCCAUGUAUCCAUGAAGAGUGACCAGUCCAUGGAUCCACCUGUGAAAUUUGAAGGAGCCUCUCUUGCUAAAGGCCCACUUCAUCAGAGGAGGCCCAGUUCUCCUGUACCCAGCUAUGUGUCCAUGCAGAGUGACCAGUCCAUGGAUCCACCUGUGAAAUUUGGAGAAGCCUCACAUGCUGAACAUGCACCUCAGAGGAGACUAGACUCCCCUGUCCAGAGCCAUGUAUCCAUGCAGAGCGACCAGUCCAUGGAUCCACCUGUGAAAUUUGGAGAAGCCUCACAUGCUGAACACCCACUUCAUCAGAGGAGGCCCAGUUCUCCUGUACCCAGCUAUGUGUCCAUGCAGAGUGACCAGUCCAUGGAUCCACCUGUGAAAUUUGGAGAAGCCUCACAUGCUGAACAUGCACCUCAGAGGAGACUAGACUCCCCUGUCCAGAGCCAUGUAUCCAUGCAGAGCGACCAGUCCAUGGAUCCACCUGUGAAAUUUGGAGGAGCCUCACAUGCUGAUUAUCCUGUUUAUCAGAGGAUGUCCCACUCCCCUGUACCCAGCCAUGUAUCCAUGAAGAGUGACCAGUCCAUGGAUCCACCUGUGAAAUUUGAAGGAGCCUCUCUUGCUAAAGGGUAA
This is a messenger RNA of Engraulis encrasicolus (European anchovy), 648 nucleotides long. RefSeq lists its product as uncharacterized. The transcript is spliced from 6 exons. Bases 1 to 648 code for a protein of 215 amino acids. NCBI's taxonomy places the organism in Eukaryota, Metazoa, Chordata, Actinopteri, Clupeiformes, Engraulidae. The record is from RefSeq and is a predicted model, not a curated record.